Protopolystoma xenopodis is the source of this 267-nucleotide messenger RNA. The record is from the annotation of a GenBank genome assembly. Lineage: Eukaryota; Metazoa; Platyhelminthes; Monogenea; Polystomatidea; Polystomatidae.
AUGGAGUGACCAGGUUAUUACAAGAUUUUGUGUAAACGCGUCCAUUCCGGCACGACUGGCCGUUGGCAUCGGCGUUGUUAUUUUCAAAACGGACUGUGCACGAAAAUCACAGUCCGCCGGACUCGGGCGCCAUCUUGUUUUGUGGUGCUGGAAGAAGAACGCCUGUACUCCUUUCUCAAGCGGCCCCUUUUGAUCCUUCCGGUCGGAGUGGACAAGAUGUUCAGGCCAUCGAGUGCGGACGCGAGUGUGGAAGUGACUCUUUUUUGA